AUGUUCACUUUAAUUUAUAAAGGCUCCCAGUCUCCAGCCUCUCCUCCUCUCAUCCUGCUCGUCUUGCUCCUCUCCUCCUCUCAUCCUGCUCGUCCUGCUCCACUUGCUCCAUAUACUCUACUUGCUCCUCCCUCCUUCCCUGCAGGACAGAGGGAGGAUGCAGCAGUCUGGAGUACGAGGCGCAGGCGAGACUCAGAGAGUCCCAUUCAUAACGUCUCUUUUCCCCCUCUCCUCCCUGGCUCUCCUGCCGCUCCUCCUGACAUCCCGGUUGCCCAGAGGGAGGACGCAGUGGCGAGCUUGGAGUACGAGGCACAGGCCAGGCUCAGAGACCCUGUGUACGGCUGCGUGGGAGUCAUCUGCCUGCUGCAGAAAGAGAUGGUGGCCCUGCAGGAGCAGCUGAGGGACAUCGAGGCUUCUUCCCUCUCGUCUUCCCCAAAUGCAACGCACGGUUCGAAAAUUUCUGGGGACGGGGCCAUGUACGGGGGUGACUCUGUUGCCGCAGCAGUGCCAAGUGCGGGAGCGGCAGGAGAAGAGGGAGACGAGUGUUGA
Closterium sp. Naga37s-1 is the source of this 549-nucleotide messenger RNA. The record is from the annotation of a GenBank genome assembly. NCBI's taxonomy places the organism in Eukaryota, Viridiplantae, Streptophyta, Zygnematophyceae, Desmidiales, Closteriaceae.